Cyprinus carpio (common carp) is the source of this 2845-nucleotide messenger RNA. RefSeq names its product G protein-coupled receptor 22. Gene Ontology annotation, cellular component: membrane. The record is from RefSeq and is a predicted model, not a curated record. Gene Ontology annotation, molecular function: G protein-coupled receptor activity; peptide binding. NCBI's taxonomy places the organism in Eukaryota, Metazoa, Chordata, Actinopteri, Cypriniformes, Cyprinidae. Gene Ontology annotation, biological process: G protein-coupled receptor signaling pathway.
CGAUUUCUAUCACCGUUUAGCACCACUGAACCUGACAGCGGACUGUCCUGAAGCCCCACGGAAUCUCGCGCUCUAGUAGAGUGAGAGAGAGAGAGUAGCGCGCGCUGAACGGACCGCAGUGGAAUGUAGCUGGGAUUCCCGGCGCGCGGGGCAAGAGCUGUCAAUCAUUCAUCAACGCCCCAAGAAAACACCUGAGUAGGUGGAGCAUGGCCAGUAGGAGUGGCUGGCAUUACUAUGCCUGAAGGCACGUGGAGAUGGUGUCCAUGGAGACAGAUGGCAGCUUCAGUGGGGGCCACGGUUUGUCCCUCUUACAGGCUGAAGAUAGCGUGGGGGACGGACUCGCUCAGCAGGAGGGGUCGUGGCUCGGCUUCCGGGCUACAGUGAGUGCUGUGCUGCUGCUGGAGCUGCUCCUGGGAGUGGGUGGCAAUCUGACCGUGCUGGUGUUAUACUGUGGUCACUGCAGCCUGUUGGAGUCCGUCAGUCAUGCUGUCACUCUCAGUCUGCACACCCUUGACCUGCUGCUCUGUCUCCUCUGCUUGCCAAUCACUGCCACGCUCCUCAUUCUGGGCGGAGCCUCGGUUCCUCACCACGCCCUUCUCUGCUGUCUCCACGAAUCGGCAGCCAGCUUCGCCAGUGUGGGCACCGCACUUAACCUGCUGCUCAUCAGCUUAGAUCGCUAUGACAUCAGUGUCCGGCCAGCCAAUCGACUGCUGACACCUCGAAGAGCCACCAUUUUACUUGUUGGAGUAUGGGCGGUUUCUUUAGCCAUGCCCCUCCUACCGUUCGUGGAGGCGGGGUUUGUUUCGGGGCAAGGCGAGGGGGUGUUUGUGCACUCCAAUAGCACUGUGCUUUGCUCAGAGUGGGGAGGAACUCUACAGGCUCAUCUUUUACUACAGGUUCCCGUGUUCCUGUGCUCUCUCGCUGUGAUGCUGUUUACAUACUCACGAAUUCUUCAGGCACUGCGCAUCCGCAUCGGACGCACACCCAGGUCCCACCGAGACAGCAAACGACCUGUGCAUCGCCUCUGGUUACGGCGUAAAAAGUCAACGAGGUCGCCGGAUCACACGACGAGAAACACACCCACCUCCCCACCGCCGCUUUCAACCGGACCACUUAUCGCCUCAGAUACAGUUACAACAGUAACCAUCAACACUGAGACGAACACUCCCUCGCUCAAUACGCCACUUAGCCCCACCCCUACUGUAUCUGUUAUAACGUCUCCUUUAAGCCCCACCCCCACUGCUUCAAUGGUAACCAUGCCUUUGAGUCCUGCCACAUCUGUAUCCGUCAUAACUAGCUCUCACAUCCCCACCCCUGCUACAUCAUCAGUGGCCACGCCUUUGAGCCCCAGGCCCACUGUAUCCACAGUAACCACUCAGCUAAGCCCCGCCCCCGUUCAGGGUCCGCCCAGCAUGGGCGUGGGAGCGUCAGUAUCGGCCAUUUUGGCUCUACGUCGAGCAGUUCGGCGCCACCGGGAUCGGCGGGAACGCCAAAGGCGUGUUUUUCGCAUGUCCGUUAUCAUAAUCCUCUCGUUUCUGCUAUGCUGGGCGCCUCUCUCCAUCAUGCCCCUUCUCAUGCUGGCCAUCGGGCCAUCUGAUUGGCUAGAACGCCUGAGAAUCUGCUUCCUGGUGCUUGCUUAUUGGACGGUAGUGCUACAUCCGCUGCUGUACGCGUUCACGCGGCAAAAACUGCGCAAAGUUCUGCAUACCCGUCUCCGCAGGCUGCGGCCACAAAAAAACACGCAGACUCGAAUUCGCGCUAAUACCAGUAUCCGCCGCAAGCACAGGGCAGAUUGCAGUGAUGCUACUGACCGCUGCCUGACAGAGGCUGUUAGAGAGUGAAUGUUUGUGUGUCUUUGACUUAUAACUAGGCUCACACGGAAUCUGAGAAUUUUUUAUUAAAUAUUUUGGAUAAUUUAAUUAUGCUUUCAGCUGCUAAUAUGAGUAUGCUCAGCUCCAUUAAACAUAUUUCACCAUGUUUAAAUCCAAGGGCGUAACCAUAUUUUAAACAUUUGUUAGAGACUUAAGGGAACAAAGAAAAAGAGAAAGUCAGCAGAUUCCGCCUGGGCCUAUUUAUGACUGUAGGUAAAAGGUGUGUGCAGGAAACCAGUAAUGUGUUAGAUGUGUUAGAUGAUAUGUGUGACUUGCUCACAUCUAUAAAGGAAAUUAAAAUACAUUGGUAGGUCUCUAUUGUCCACGAGUGUGUAGUAUCAUUGGCAACUAAUCAGCACAGGGUUUCUAAAGCACACUGAACUCUGAGGUCAACAGGGCACUGUCUAAUUAACCAGUAGAGCACAUAUAUACCCAUGGUGCUAGGAGAAAAGAGCGAGAUUGAGAGAGCAAACCUACAGGUGUGAGUCUGCCAGAGGCCAUGUGCAAUAAAUUCCAAAUCCAGGUUUUGCAUUGCAUGAUUUCCAUAUAAAUUAAUAUCAACUUAUUGGCAUUCAUUGUGUGGUGUAAAGAGUAACCAUCUAUCCACCAGUACACAUACUUGUGCACAUAUUUUACAUUGUCCUUCUCACUGAUAGUUUAGAGGGCAAUAGAUUUAUCAUUGUGUUUAUUAAUUUAUAUGAUCAGGGAUGUAAAUAGUCACUAAUAUUCCUGUUGUUUGAAACUGCAGCCAAUUUGAAUUCGGCUCUACCAAGGGCAUGCGUACUGGUUCGAUCAGUUUCUGAAAAUAUUGACAAAACAACUUUUACAAAGUCGAAAUUAAUUUAUUUUAUCUGUGUCCCGUAUAUGUAUAUCUUGUCAGUGCUGUAUAUUAUUUCAGUUUGAGAUGGGUAUUGUAUUACUUUACAAUAGAAGAGCAAUAAGUCUGAAUUACAGUAAUAAAAAGAUUCAGCCUC